AUGAAUGAAAGGACGUUUGAAGCUUUGUGCAAGAUGCUAGCUCAGCGAUAUGGAUUGGAAGAGUCUCACCAUGUCUACCUUGAGGAAUCUGUUGCGAUGUUUCUCGAGACUGUUGGUCAAGAUAAGACGAAGAGGGAUAUUGCUGCAAGGUAUCAAAGAUCGUUGGAUACAGUACAAAGAAAGCUUGAUGAAGUCUUGAGUGCUCUUCUCAAAUUUGCAGAGGAUACAUUAAAACCAGAAGAAGGCGAGUUUGCAAGAGUGAGUCAUGUUUUGAGAAACGAUGAUCGGUAUUGGCCUCAGUUCAGAGAUUGUAUUGGAGCACUUGAUGGAACUCAUAUCCCGGUUCGCUCUCCAAGUCAGAAUGCAGAUGCAUACAGAGGCAGAAAGCAAGAUCCUACAAUGAAUGUUCUUGUUAUAUGUAACUUCGAUAUGAAGUUCAUAUAUGCAUAUGUCGGUGUACCUGGUAGAGCACAUGAUACCAAGGUCUUGGCUCAUUGUGCGAGAAACGAGGCUUCUUUUCCACAUCCUCCUCCUGGAAAGUAUUAUUUAGUUGACUCCGGAUAUCCGACCAGGACAGGGUAUCUUGGUCCGCAUCGUAAUAUGCGAUAUCAUCUUGGUCAGUUUGCUACAGGAGGACCACCGGUUAGUGCAAGAGAGUUAUUCAACCGAAAGCAUUCAGGUCUGCGAUCAGUGAUUGAGAGGACAUUUGGAGUAUGCAAAGCAAAAUGGAGGAUUUUGGAUCGGCAUCCUAAGUAUGGUCUGGUCAAGUGGAUUAAGUUGGUGACAGUGACGAUGGCGCUAUACAACUUCAUACGUGAUUCACAUCGGAAAGAUCAUGAUUUUGUACAGUGGCAAAAUGGUGAUGAUGGAGAAGGAGAAGAAGCUGAUAGUGACGGUGAUGAAGAAGAAGCGUCAGCGAAACGAACAACAACUGUCCUCAUUGACGCUGACGCCGCCGCCGACGUAGAUGCUGUCGUUGACGCCGAAACCUGCGGCAACAAUAAGGUAAUGGAGAAAGUAAAGCAAGAGACAAACAACUACAAGCAACCCUUAAGCUUUAUUAGAAAUCUCCUUGUACACUCUAUUACAAGUUCUGCUUAA
Molecule: messenger RNA, 1101 nt
Organism: Brassica napus (rape)
Lineage: Eukaryota; Viridiplantae; Streptophyta; Magnoliopsida; Brassicales; Brassicaceae
Product: putative nuclease HARBI1
Exons: 2
Coding region: 1-1101 (366 amino acids)
Source: RefSeq, a predicted model, not a curated record